Musca domestica (house fly) is the source of this 912-nucleotide messenger RNA. RefSeq names its product protein takeout. The record is from RefSeq and is a predicted model, not a curated record. The coding region runs from base 96 to 833 and encodes 245 amino acids. NCBI's taxonomy places the organism in Eukaryota, Metazoa, Arthropoda, Insecta, Diptera, Muscidae. The transcript is spliced from 5 exons.
GUAUCACAUAUAUAAGGAACGCCUGCUCAAGUCCGCUUCAAUAGUCGAACAAACUUAAUCUUUAUCAGAACAUCUAAUUAGCAUCGCGCAGUAAAAUGCCAAUCAAAGUGGUGAUAUUAUUAGUUGCAGUGGCGAUUGGUGGCGUAAUUGGUGAUUUUCCCGAUGAUCCCAAACCCUGCAAACAUGGUGAUGUGGAGUGUAUUGGGAAACUAUUUAACUACUUUAUGAUUGAAAAACACGGAGGCGAUACAAAUUACGAUUUGAAGUCUAUCGAUCCUCUCUUUCUCGAAACAUUGGUAGUGGCGCGAGGUGCCGAAAGUCCAGUUAAUAUUAGAUGCUCAAUGAAUGGUUCUGAGGUCCUGGGGAUAAAAACUUUAAGAUUUGAGAAAAAGAAGGGCUUUGGCAAGGAGAUUGCCGGUAAACAUGAAAUUUCAGGCCAAGCCCAGUAUCUGUCACUGGUCGGCGACUAUGUCAUAACGGGUAGUGUCUUGAUUUUACCCAUAAAAGGCGAGGGAAAAGCCAAUAUUACCAUGCAUGAACCCAAAUAUCGCAUUGGCUGGACCGGAUCACCAUAUGAAAAAGAUGGUGCCACUUAUAUGAGAGUCAAGAAUUUCUAUAUUGAUUUGUAUCCCAAGAGUAUUACGUUCAAUUUCGAAAACCUCUACAACAACAAGGAAUUAAGCGACAACAUGAACAAAUUCUUGACCGAGAACUGGAGUGAAAUCUAUCCGGAGCUAGCCGAACCUCUGACACGUGGUGUCAGUUUUGUUGCCAACCAAGUUGUCGAUCGUUUCUUUGCCAAAUAUCCAUAUGAGAAAUAUUUUACAAAUUAAAUUGUAAAUGAAAUUUAUGAAAUUAAAUGAAAAUAGUCAAUAAAUAAUCGAGGCAGAAUGGCCGUAAAUGGAGGCUCAA